Messenger RNA from Microdochium trichocladiopsis, 312 nucleotides. RefSeq lists its product as uncharacterized. The transcript has a single exon. Gene Ontology annotation, biological process: Mo-molybdopterin cofactor biosynthetic process. Lineage: Eukaryota; Fungi; Ascomycota; Sordariomycetes; Xylariales; Microdochiaceae. The record is from RefSeq and is a predicted model, not a curated record. The coding region runs from base 1 to 312 and encodes 103 amino acids. Gene Ontology annotation, cellular component: cytosol.
AUGGCUGGCACCGCGCCGAGAGCGCCAAAGGGACACUUCAACGUGCUGUACUUUGCGAGCGCCGGAUCGUUCACGGCGAAGGAGUACGAGGCUUUCCCGGCACCGCUGGAGCUGAGCAAGCUGUUUGACGUGCUGGAAGAGAGGUACAAUGGCAUAAGAGACAGGAUUCUCUCGUCGUGUCUGGUCACGGUCAACCUUGAAUACGUAGAUAUUCCCGAGGGCUCAAAUACGAGUGAAGGAGAAAGCAUCGCACCGGUCGUGAUCAAGGAGGGCGACGAGGUCGCCAUCAUUCCUCCGGUCAGCUCGGGUUAG